Messenger RNA from Rhopilema esculentum, 5272 nucleotides. RefSeq names its product angiotensin-converting enzyme. Gene Ontology annotation, cellular component: membrane. Lineage: Eukaryota; Metazoa; Cnidaria; Scyphozoa; Rhizostomeae; Rhizostomatidae. Gene Ontology annotation, molecular function: metallopeptidase activity; peptidyl-dipeptidase activity. The record is from RefSeq and is a predicted model, not a curated record. Gene Ontology annotation, biological process: proteolysis.
AUACAAGAGUUCGGAUGAUCGAGGAUAAGAUUUUGUUGAGGACAAAACUCUUUCAGGACGAGGGCAAAAACCAUAUUGCUGGUAUUUGAUUGAUCAGAUUUGUCUACUGUAUGUAUUGUAUUGAUGUUUGCAUUCUCUGGUAAAACAAACACGUGGAUUGGAAACUAAUUUUAUGUAUGAUGCUCAGAUAAUAACUGAUACAUCCAUUCAUUGAUCUAACAGAAAGGUUCACUAACAGAGAUCAAGAAGAUAAUCUCAUUUGAAUGCUUUCAUAACUUCCUGGACUCAAUUUAGGGCUCGAAUUUAAUUAGAGGUGUGCUUAUAUUAAUGUUAAGUCCAAUGAAAAUAUGUUCGUAUAUAAAACAUUAUACCUAAAACAGUGUACAGAUAAACGAAAUUCGGAUAAACGAGAAUGCAGUGUAUUUUUGAAGAUAGCGAUAUCUCAUAAAUCAAUUAAAAUCAAAGUCAAAAAUUCAAAAAAACUACAAUCCACAAAUUUACCUUUAGCCAUGAUCUAGGCAUUACGUUAAUCUAACUAACCAUAAGAGGAAAAAUCAAAUAUUAAUGAUCCAAGACAGGGAAAUAUUUUUUAUCGUCUUUCUUAUCAUUUUCAAAGAUAUAAAAGUACAGAGGCAAUCAGAUAAGAACGAAAUGAAAAUAUUCGAGAAAAAUUCCAGUAUGAUAUAGAUAUUGAGUGAAUAAUAUUUCUUUUAAUAACCAUCUGAUUUAAACAGAGCUGAAGAGAAGCAAGUCUGCUAAAAUGUCCCAAAAAUUAUAUCAAAAAUCACCUUCAGCGGAGUUGAAUUGGAUUCCAAAUUCUGUUGCAAGUUUUGGUAGGUAACAAAAGGCUUUUUAACACUUACCUUAUAAUAUGAAUCCAUGUGCUUGCUCCAUUCUUCCAAUAGAUUAAGUUUACGCGACUAUAACAUAGAAGAUAGAAUACGAAUCUUUCAAAGCGAUAUUAGGCUAUCUAACAGCAAGGUUAUACAAAAACUUGAAGGGCCUAGGCAACGGCGAGAAGUAUGUACUUCUUCUGUGCAGUAACCGUGUAGGCAACAACAGCAAACCAGUGAAUAGCAUGCGCGGGUGUCGAGUCAUGAACGGUGUUUAUUUUUAGAAGGAUUUUCUCAACCUGUUGAUGAUUAUUCCUGUCCUUUCUGGAUAUCAAUAAUCUCAGGGCAAGUGGGCAUCGUGCCCUCGCAGAGAAAGAAAUGUGAACUAGCGGAAGGAAUUUCUAUCUGGUUUCAAGGCAACAAGGACACAAAACUGAAAAUGCUAACUUGAAAACUUAUACUAUAUGCUCCGUUCAAAUUGGAAACUUCAUGGUUAAAACGAAUUAAGUAGUUGGGUAGCUGAUUAGGAAAACUAAUAAAACAGCUAAAAAGGUUAAGUUAAAAAGAAAAUUUAAGAGUAUCUCCUACGCUUUGAUAUUAAACUGUGAAUGUAAGAUAUUCCUUUUUGUUUUUCUAAUUAAAUGGCUUUCCAUUUGCAGGCCGUUAAUACAGAAAACACUUGUAAAAUGAAAGAGGAAACUUUCCAUCUUCAUUGCGUGAGCUGAAAUGCCUUUGGAAUUUUAAAAAUUUUCACGAUAUGCUGGUAGAAGUCCGGACCGAGUCUGAACAACCUACAAAUUAUUCACAAUAAUAUUGUAUCACGUGACUUAUCGUUAUUAACCAAUAGCGCAUUGGAAACCUUUAUGAAUAGACUUGUUGGUGGUCAAUUCAAAAAUGAAUACUCUGUGCACAUGAUUUACCAGGUCAAAGGGAUGUCGUUUUAAACAAGGGGAUCAAAUAAAUAAUGUAAAAGUAAUACUUAAAGUUAAAAUAUAAAGUUUACAGAAUUUAUUUGAUAUUAAAUAGGUAAAUGUGGUUUGAUAAGCAAUAGUGCAGAGGAUUUUAUCUCAAAACUUUGUAUAGUGUUAGUGUAAUGUUGAUUGCAGAUCGACUGAAUUUUAUGGAUUUUUGAGAGGGCCAUAUAAUACGGAGGCGGAUAUAUUUGGUUUUCUAUCCUAUCAUCAAAGACAGAAUUGCUGAAUUAAUCUUCAGAUUGUCUGCCGAAGAUUAAACGCGUGCGGAUAAAAGCAAGAUUGGUAAAACCUUAACAAGAGAUGUGUUAUAUCUGAAUCAAGUUAUCAGGUAAUAAAAUGAUCCAGUGAUAAAAUUGAUAAUGAACUGAUUAAUGCAAUCAAUGCUGCAUCAAGGAUAGAUAACAAAUCACAAACAGCUCCAAGAUAAGGGAAAGACGGACAACUCUUAAACAACUGGAAAACAUUUGCUAGUUGAUAUAGCGAUCAAAAUGCCAAAAAUUUGCUUCAAAACAUCUUUUAUUCUUCUGUUUACUAUACUUGCCCUAACAAGAGUAUCAACUAUCAACGGGGAACGUGUAGAGUAUGUUAGAAAGUUCUUGGAGCAGUAUAACUAUUACAUGGCAAUUUUCAGAAGACUGGCUAGUUAUGUGCAAUGGGAACUCGAUGUAGGUAAGGUUAGUGAAGAAAAGAGAAAGAAAGCGCAUCUUAUCACAAACAAACUUUCUAGGAGCAUGAGGAUGAUGGCAAGUAAAGCAGAAAAAGUUUAUGAAUCGGUAAAAAGCUCCAAAAAUUUGCCAGAGGAUUUGAUGAGGCAGCUGAAAUUGAUAAAUCAAGUUGGGACGCCGAAAGACUUGAAGCACAUUAUGAUGACGAAUAAAGUAUUGAAGAUAAUGACCAAAAUAUAUAGUUCAGCAAGGGUGCUAAUGAAAGUUAAAGGUAAAACAAAGAAACUCCAACUCAAUAAAGGAUUGCUUCCAAUAAUGAACAACGUCAAGAAAGAAAGACUGAAGCUUCUUGAAUGGGCGUGGAAAGCAUGGAGAGAUGCAGUUGGCAAGAAAGUUCGCCAUUUUUUUGUGAAACUGGUUCAUCUUGCAAACAAAGGUGCUAAAGAUCGAGGUUACAAAGAUUAUGGAGUGUUUACACGCUCAUGCUACGACAUGGAUCCAGAGAAAUUUAAGAACAAAAUGGCAGCAAUGUUUUCGAAAGUGGAACCUUUGUACAAGAAGCUGCAUGCUUUCGUGAGGUUUAGGCUGAGAGAGAUUCUUGGUAAUGACGUCGUCGAUGAAAAAGGCAUGAUUCCAGCACAUUUGCUUGGAAUGUGGCCUUCACACUGGCAACAUCUGUAUAAGCUCUUGGUGCCUUUUCAAAAGAAGAAAAUACCUGAUGUGACAAAGAAAAUGCGAGAAAAAGGCAUUGGAAAAAUGCAAAUGUUGAAACUUGCAGAAAAAUUCUUCCUGUCGCUAGGCAUGAAGAAAUUGCCAAAAACAUUCUGGAAAAAGUCGUUGCUUAGCAAAAAAGGCAACAAGAAACUCCCAUGUCAAGCAUCUGCUCUUGAUGUUGGCCAAGGUGAUGUAAGGAUGAAAAUGCCAUGCCUUGGUCCGUCACAAGAAAGCCUUGUUACAGUUCACCAUGAAAUGGGUCAUAUACAGUAUUAUUUGUCUUAUCUUGAACAGCCUUAUGUGUUCCGGGUAGCUGCAAACCAAGGCUUUCAGGAGUCUAUUGGUGAUACAGUUGCUCUUUCAAUCACAACGCCAAAAUAUCUACACGACCUUGGACUUAUACCUCAACACCAUGACGAUCAAGAGGAAAGCAUCAACUACCUAAUGAAACAGGCAUUACAGAAAAUUAGUUUUCUUCCCUAUGCAUACAUGAUAGAAAUCUGGAGGUGGGAUGUCUUCUCUCGGAAGAUCCCUGCAACCAAAUACAACCAACACUGGUGGAUGCUUAGAAACAAAUAUCAAGGUGUCAAGGCCCCGGUGAAAAGAACAGAGGAGGAUUUUGAUCCUGGUGCAUUUUUUCAUAUUGACAAGAAUGUAGAGUACAUCCCAUAUUUUUUCAGUCAAAUUCUGCAGUACAUGACACAGAAAGCAUUAUGUAAAACUGCAGGCCAUAAAGGAGAGCUCCACACAUGUUCCAUUUAUAAAUCGAAAAAAGCUGGGAAACAGCUAAGUUCUAUGUUGUCAAUGGGAAGGUCUAAACCAUGGCAGGAAAUUCUCAAAGAAACAAUUGGUCAAAGUGACCUGGAUCCCAAUGCACUUCUGGAAUAUUACAAGCCCUUAGAAACAUGGCUUGACAAGCACAGAAAACAACAUGGGUACACAUUAGGAUGGGAAAUCAGCUCAAAUAUUAAACAAGGAUGAUCAUUAUGAAGUUAUUUUUAAUUCUGUAAAAUUCUCUGUGAUUUUUUCCAGGCAGUGUAUUAAAUGCAUAUAGAAAUGUGUAUAUUUAGCCACAAGUCUUAAAGACCUAGCUAGUUAUUUAUUUCAUGUCAUUGUUUUUGUUUUAAUAAAAAAAAUUUAGCAACAAAAAGAACAGUCCGGUUGGGAUUAAAAUGACAGUCAAACAAAAGUUUGCUCCAUUGAACUUUAGUCAAGGAAUAGAUAUGAUUUGUAUAGGUUAGAAAUGCAGGUAGUUCUUAUGGGCAUCUUUCAAAUUAAGGGGAAAAACAUGGAACAAACUUAUUUUUGACUUCAAAAAUACUUAACAUACCUCAGUAUCUCUGGUAUGGUUUGAUAUGAAUGGAUGAAUAUAGAUUUCAGAAUGCCAAGAAAUUCAUUAGUUUCUUAUCAUUUACAAAUAUGAAUUCUUUGCAGUAUUUUAGUGCAGAUGUGUGUUUAAAUUCCUUUUUUUAGCCAUCAUUUCUACUUUUGGCUGGAAGGCCUUUGUAUACUUGUAAUUGAAUGAUUAUGCUUUUUCCAAAACAAAAUGCAUUUUCAACAAUUUAUUAUAUGAUGACCCAAAAUCAAAACAAAACAUUUAUUUGACAAAACAAUAUAAUGACAAUAUAAUUUCUUUAAGCACCUUUUGUCUGUGAGCCCUUUUUUUCUUGAAAUUGCAAGUCCACAUCAGCUACAUACUGCCAAUUAGCGAAACCUGCAUAUCGAAUAAAAUUAUGUAUGUAUUUAUGUAUGUAUAUCAUAGAGUUGAAGAAAAUAAGACUACAUGAUUUAUCUCUACAAGCCUGUUUCAUGAGUAACUCGUAAAUUUGGAAUUCAGAAUCUUGGGCCCAUUGCAAAGCUUCAAAUGUUGAUAGGCUAUGGAUAAUGUUUGAUGGUAUUUAUAAUAUUUCCUUAGCGCUAUCAGUUUUUUAAAACUUUGUCAAAUACAAACUUUGUGUCAAAAUUGCAUGAAAUAUUGUUGACUGUAAAAUUCAAAAAUAGACUGAUUACAAAAAAAUAGUCUUGUAAAUUUGGAUCAAAUUAUAUUUGUAUAUAUAACAAAAAAAUGACUUUGAAGAACUUAGAA